This is a messenger RNA of Chrysochloris asiatica (Cape golden mole), 6444 nucleotides long. It is a transcript of the gene SRGAP2, whose product is annotated as SLIT-ROBO Rho GTPase activating protein 2. Gene Ontology annotation, molecular function: protein binding. The coding region runs from base 299 to 3514 and encodes 1071 amino acids. Gene Ontology annotation, biological process: signal transduction; negative regulation of cell migration. Gene Ontology annotation, cellular component: cytoplasm. NCBI's taxonomy places the organism in Eukaryota, Metazoa, Chordata, Mammalia, Afrosoricida, Chrysochloridae. The transcript is spliced from 22 exons. The record is from RefSeq and is a predicted model, not a curated record.
AGACCCCAGGCCAGCCUCCGGGCGCUGCAGUUCUCCCGGCUGAGGCUGAGGCUGAGGCUCCGGCUCUAAUACGAGCACAGUUACAGCCGCCGCGCUCGGCCCCAUCGUCCACCGUCUGCAUGUGCCCGCCUUAGCCGCCAGCCCAGCCCGCAACCCACGCUUGCCGGAGCGCUGGAGACCACCGUAGGGGCCCCUUCUGCCCUUGGAAUAAGUGGUCUUGGAGGUAUUGAUUUCGGUGCUUGGAUUUUCCCGUGGAUCUAUCAAUUCACAAUUCGAUUUUGGAAGAAAGAAGGAAAACAUGACGUCUCCAGCCAAAUUCAAAAAAGAUAAGGAGAUCAUAGCAGAGUACGAUACUCAGGUCAAAGAGAUCCGCGCUCAGCUCACCGAGCAGAUGAAAUGCCUGGACCAGCAGUGUGAGCUCCGGGUACAGCUACUGCAGGACCUCCAGGACUUCUUCCGAAAGAAGGCUGAGAUCGAGAUGGACUACUCUCGCAACCUGGAGAAGCUGGCUGAGCGCUUCCUGGCCAAGACACGCAGCACCAAGGACCAGCAGUUCAAGAAGGAUCAGAAUGUUCUCUCUCCAGUCAACUGCUGGAAUCUCCUCUUAAAUCAGGUGAAGCGGGAGAGCCGGGACCACACCACCCUGAGUGACAUCUACUUGAAUAAUAUCAUUCCUCGAUUUGUCCAAGUCAGCGAGGACUCAGGAAGACUCUUUAAAAAGAGUAAAGAAGUCGGCCAGCAGCUCCAGGAUGACUUGGUGAAGGUCCUGAACGAGCUCUACUCGGUCAUGAAGACGUAUCACAUGUACAAUGCCGACAGCAUUAGUGCUCAGAGCAAGCUAAAGGAAGCUGAGAAGCAAGAGGAAAAGCAAAUUGGCAAAUCGGUAAAGCAGGAGGACCGGCAGACUCCACGCUCCCCUGACUCCUCAUCUAACGUUCGCAUCGAGGAAAAGCAUGUCCGGAGGAGCUCAGUGAAGAAAAUUGAGAAGAUGAAGGAGAAGCGCCAAGCCAAGUACACGGAGAAUAAGCUGAAGGCCAUUAAAGCCCGGAAUGAGUACUUGCUGGCUUUGGAGGCAACCAACGCAUCUGUGUUCAAGUACUACAUCCACGAUCUCUCUGACCUUAUUGAUCAGUGUUGUGACCUAGGCUAUCACGCUAGCCUGAACCGAGCCCUGCGCACCUUCCUCUCCGCUGAGUUGAAUCUGGAGCAGUCAAAGCAUGAGGGCCUGGAUGCCAUCGAGAAUGCAGUAGAAAACCUGGAUGCCACCAGUGACAAGCAGCGCCUCAUGGAAAUGUACAACAAUGUCUUCUGCCCACCUAUGAAGUUCGAGUUCCAGCCACACAUGGGAGACAUGGCUUCCCAGCUCUGUGCCCAGCAGCCUGUCCAGAGUGAGCUGGUGCAGAGAUGCCAACAACUGCAGUCUCGCUUAUCCACCCUAAAGAUUGAGAAUGAAGAGGUGAAGAAGACAAUGGAAGCCACCCUACAGACCAUUCAGGACAUUGUGACUGUCGAGGAUUUUGACGUGUCUGACUGCUUCCAGUACAGCAACUCCAUGGAGUCUGUCAAGUCCACGGUGUCGGAAACCUUCAUGAGCAAGCCCAGCAUCGCCAAGAGGAGGGCCAAUCAACAGGAGACAGAGCAGUUCUACUUCACGAAAAUGAAGGAGUACCUAGAGGGCAGGAACCUCAUCACCAAGUUACAAGCCAAGCAUGACCUGCUCCAGAAAACCCUGGGAGAAAGUCAGCGGACAGAUUGCAGUCUGGCCAGGCGUAGCUCAACCGUGAGAAAACAGGAUUCCAGCCAGGCAAUUCCUCUGGUGGUAGAAAGCUGUAUCCGGUUCAUCAGCAGACACGGACUACAGCAUGAAGGAAUUUUCCGGGUGUCAGGAUCCCAGGUGGAAGUAAAUGACAUCAAAAACGCCUUUGAAAGAGGAGAGGACCCCCUGGCUGGAGACCAGAACGACCAUGACAUGGAUUCUAUAGCUGGCGUCCUGAAGCUUUACUUCCGGGGGCUGGAGCACCCCCUCUUUCCCAAGGACAUCUUCCACGACUUGAUCGCCUGCGUCACAAUGGACAACCUGCAGGAGAGAGCGCAGCACAUCCGUAAAGCCCUCCUGGUCCUGCCCAAAACCACUCUCAUCAUCAUGAGAUACCUCUUUGCCUUCCUCAAUCAUUUAUCACAGUUCAGUGAAGACAACAUGAUGGACCCCUACAACCUCGCCAUCUGCUUCGGGCCCUCGCUGAUGUCAGUGCCUGAGGGCCAUGACCAGGUGUCCUGCCAAGCCCAUGUGAAUGAGCUGAUCAAAACCAUCAUCAUCCAGCAUGAGAAUAUCUUCCAAAACGCCAGGGAGCUGGAGGGCCCUGUCUACAGCAGAGGAGGAAGCAUGGAGGAUUAUUGUGAUAGCCCUCACGGAGAGACUACCUCGGCUGAAGACUCAACCCAGGAUGUAACCACAGAGCCCCACAUGAGCGAUGAUGAGUGUGAGCCCAUUGAGGCCAUUGCCAAGUUUGACUACGUGGGCCGGACAGCCCGGGAGCUGUCCUUCAAGAAGGGGGCAUCCCUGCUGCUGUACCAGCGAGCUUCCGACGACUGGUGGGAAGGCCGGCACAAUGGCAUCGACGGACUCAUCCCCCAUCAGUACAUCGUGGUCCAAGACACCGAGGACGGUGUCGUGGAGAGGUCCAGCCCCAAGUCUGAGAUUGAGGUCAUUUCUGAGCCACCUGAAGAAAAGGUGACAGCCAGAGCGGGGGCCAGCUGUCCCAGUGGGGGUCAUGUAGCUGAUAUUUAUCUUGCAAACAUCAACAAGCAAAGGAAGCGUCCAGAGUCUGGGAGCAUCCGGAAAACAUUUCGAAGUGAGAGCCAUGGGUUGAGCAGUCCCCUAACUGACUCCUCAUCCCCGGGCGUGGGGGCUAGCUGCCGCCCCUCCUCCCAGCCGAUCAUGAGCCAGAGUCUCCCCAAGGAAGGGCCAGAUAAGUGUUCCAUCAGUGGGCAUGGUAGCCUCAACUCCAUCAGCCGACACUCAUCCCUGAAGAAUCGGCUGGACAGCCCCCAGAUCCGGAAGACGGUGACAGCAGGGAGGUCAAAAAGCUUCAAUAACCAUCGGCCCAUGGACCCAGAGGUCAUUGCACAGGAUAUUGAGGCUACUAUGAACUCUGCCCUGAAUGAGCUACGGGAGCUAGAACGGCAGAGCAGCGUCAAGCACACCCCUGAUGUGGUUCUGGACACCUUGGAGCCCCUCAAAACCUCCCCAGUGGUCGCCCCCACAUCGGAGCCCUCCAGCCCCCUGCACACCCAGCUCCUCAAGGACCCUGAGCCCGCCUUCCAGCGCAGCGCCAGCACCGCUGGGGACAUCGCCUGCGCCUUCCGGCCUGUCAAGUCUGUCAAGAUGGCUGCCCCGGUCAAACCGCCAGCCACCCGACCCAAGCCCGCUGUCUUCCCCAAAACAAAUGCCACUGGCCCUGCUGUCAACUCAUCAGCGUCCCCACAGCCCACAGACAAGUCUUGUACUGUCUGAGAGAUGUAAUUUAAUUGUUCUAGACAAGGGGACUGUAGGGACUUAAAGACUGUUAUUAAAAUCUUCCUAUUUAACUAGCUUGGGGACUUCAGUUGAAAAUUAGAUUCUAAGUUGUUCUUGCAGAAAUUAGCCUCCCUAUCACCCAAAACCUGGAGAAUGACGCCCUAUUGACGCCCUUCCCAUUCCUUCCCACUGCCCUCUGCUUCCCCUGUUCGUGGUAAUCCAGCCAGCUACAGUACAUACAUCCUUAGGUUAGCCAGAGGUAGAUGUUCUCACUAUAAGGUCACUGUGAAAUCUGGCAAGGCACGCCCAUGAAGAUGUGGGCUCAAGUCUCAGUUCCCUGGAGGCACUGGGGCUGCCUUGAUCACAUGGUUGGCUAUUGACAUUCAACUCUCAGUGGCAUCUUGUUUUGGGUACUGAUUAUAGAGAAUCAUAUAUAGUCCAUUCUUUGUUUUAUACACACACACAACAUGAACACACCGUGUAGGUUAUUCUAGUCUCUGGCAUGUGUACAGCCUCUCCUGGUCUCUUUGUAAGUUAUUGUGGCAGUUCACACGAGAGCCACCAGAGGUCGCUGUUUCCGUUACAACCCUUGUUCUGUCUGGGCCAGAGAACCUAGCCUUUGAAAUCUCUCCAUUAUGUGAAGUUUAGCAGGAUGGGACUCACUCCUAUCAUUGUUUGGGGCUUGGGACUUUCUCUCUGUCUUCUUUUUAUUGAUGUGAAUUGAUCACUAGUGUUUGCUUUUGCCUUUCUCCAUCCUCUAGAAGUGCAAACCAGUCUUAUUAAGGAGCUUCUAAAGUUUUUCUGAAUGUAUAGACAUUUUUUGAUGUUCUUUGUCUCUGAUGGACCGUUUUCCAUUUAGAACAUUUUCCUGUAUAAGACAGUUUUAUAGCUGGUUCCUUUUAUGAUAGAGUCUUAAGAGGGUUUUAUUAUUUAUGGCAGAUUUGAAAAAGGUAAGACAUGGGUCUUUUUCUUUUUUAGGCACUUAAAACAAAAUUUAAUAUCCUAUACAUAUAUAUUAAAAAAAAAAAAUCAAGUGUGCUAACACAAAAAUGAUCUCCAAUGAAAACUCAUUCGAAAUGUACCCCCUUAAUUUGGUUAUAUAUAUAUUGGUUAUUAUACAAGGUCUCUUUGGGGGGGCCAGUAUAGAUGGCUCUUAGCCGUCAUUUGAUUAGAAAGGGACACUAUCUUUCUCCAAACGAGAACAAGUAAGGGAGCUUUGAUGCCACAGCUCAUAAGUGUUCCUAAGGCCAGAAUCUGAAAUAGAAUAUUAUGUAUAUUUUGGCCUUUUUCUGAAUCCCCUCCCAAAGGCACAAAUGAUGUCCUUUUCUGCUUUAAUCCGGUUUCCAAACCUGGUGCCCACUAGUCUCCUCUAACAUCAUGCUGUGCCAGGGCUGGGGAGAUUUACAAGCCAGGUUCAGAGGUCUCAAGCAGCUACUCGGGUUCAACUGAACCUCAUGUCUCUGUGAAUUCUGGUUUCAGAGCGGUACCUCAUUGUUUCCUACACGUCAGGAGAGGUGGUGGGUUGCCAUUAGGCAGAGACCUCUGAAUUUUCUUUUCUUUGAGCUAGAAGCUCUGUUUGGGACCAGCAUUUUGAAGUUGGUAGUUGGAUCCAUGGAAAGUGGUAGAUUUUCCAUUCUGUGUGAAGGAAAAGAAGAGCUUUGUGGGGAAUUGCUAACUAGAAAGGUAUUCUGGAACACGAGGGGAACCAUCCCAAGAGCUCAAAGGAGAACUAAAGCCUUCGUAUCAUGAAAGAAGUCAGCCUAUUAGAGGCAACCCAAAGUCCUUUGAGUUCUUGGGGUUAGCGGUUUGUCCUAGUGGCCUUGUCACCUGGACUUACACAGGUCCUGAGCUACCAGGGGACAUGCUUACCCAAGGAUGUGUUUCCUUGGCCAAAAAUGAAACUUCUAUCCUUCACUUAACAUUCUUCUUAAUCCAACUAAUCAAAUUGGUAACCAUACUUGGCCUAUCCCCUCCAGCAUAGUCACCUGUUGAGAAAGUAAAGGCAAAACUUUCUUAAUGACAGUUUGGAACCUAGUCUGUUGUUUCCGGCCUUAUUUCUGUUUCUUUCUUACACAUGACUUGUGUUCAACAUCCCCUUGAUCUGUGUCUGUCUGUUGAUUUGCAUUAUGAACUGAACAGUGUGUGAGUGGUCACCUACGAAACCAAGUCUUAGCUCCCACCCCUGGGAGCCGAGUUGUCUUCCCCAUCUCCGGUGCUCUUGGCACCUGUGUGAUGGUCCUGUCGAGAGGACUAGGGACCCAGAGCAAGAGAGUCCUUCUCGGCCAAGUUCAUUGCAAUCAACUGGAAUUCAGGCUGCACACUGUGAUAUUACACCGCAAAGCCAAAUGGAGCUGGUCACCCAGGGCUUUAGGGAGACCAGUCUCGGUGAUGUCUGCCUAAACCAGCGUGAUGCAUCAAAACACCCUGCUCUGCCCCUUGUGGCAUGGAUCCUCAUCCUGGUGUGAACUCUGAAGGGUCAGUCUUUGGGAGAGAAAGAGGUGGGUGGGUCUACCAGCAUCCCAAUUUGGAAAACACAGGAGUUUGCAGCCAGCAGCAGCCUGUAAACUGGAAACACUGGUCUCAGCCAACCUCCUCAGGGCACCCUGGUUUCUCCCCAAGGAAAAGAGGAGAGAGAUGAUACCAGCAACAAGACAAACAGACCACUGGAAGGGCUGGUGUCGAUGUAAUUCAUGUUCAGAAGAGAAAUGAGGUCUUCCAGGGAAUUGCAAUGUUGUGGCGUCUGACUCCUAUGUCACAUUUGUGUAAAAUGGUAUAUUCUUUAAAAAUAGUGUUGAUAACUGGAAUAUUGUAUGUAUGCUUGGAGAUGCUUUGUAUGAACCUAAGACUGUCACUCAUCAGAUGUUGGAUUGGGGAAAAUCCAAAGCACAACUUCAAAAUAAAAUACAUUUUUAGGUUUCGAUGCUGCA